Messenger RNA from Lycium barbarum (goji berry), 2532 nucleotides. RefSeq lists its product as uncharacterized. Gene Ontology annotation, molecular function: zinc ion binding; nucleic acid binding. Lineage: Eukaryota; Viridiplantae; Streptophyta; Magnoliopsida; Solanales; Solanaceae. The transcript is spliced from 3 exons. The record is from RefSeq and is a predicted model, not a curated record. The coding region runs from base 478 to 1413 and encodes 311 amino acids.
UUUGUUGGUAUUUCCUACGUGCAGGGUAUAUGGGAUAGUUCGUAAAACAAAGGAAACUCUGUCGAAAGUUUUCUGGAAAUUAUCUAAAUUGGAAAUAAAGCCUUGUCGGCUUCUGCUAUAUACUAGAAUGUGUUUGAGUGUCCAGAUCGGGCACUAGUCACGGCCUACGGGGUUGGGUCGUGACAAAAGUGGUAUCAAAGCGGUUCGUCCUCGGAAUUGUCUACAGGCCGUGUCUAGUAGAGUCUUGUUUAUCGGUGUGUUGUGCACCACACCUAUAAACAGGAGGCUACAGGGCAUUUAGGAUACUACCCUUCUUUCUGUCUUAGAUCGUGCGAUAGAGCUUUGUUAUAAGGAUGAUUCCUCCCUAACGAAUUGUUACAUUUGCAGUUAUGCCUCCAAAAAAGGCGACAGCGGCCCAAAAGGCCAAGGCAGCAGCUGUGGGAGAGACUAGUCGGGCCCAGAGGGUUACCAGGGCCCAUGCUCAUAUUGCUCCUGAUGUUUGGCCCCCGGCAGAGGGCUCUUCCACACCGCCACAGUGUUCGAGAGUACAGUAUGGAGUUCGACUCAUUGGCCCGAUAUGCACCUGCUGUGGUAGCUACUAUGGCUGACAGGAUGCACAGGUAUAUUAUGGGGCUGGACCGUUAUUUUGUCGACAGUUGCUUGGUAUUGGCCGCUCAGCCCGAUAUGGAUAUUGCCCGGAUUCAGGCGCACGCUCAGGGCAUGGAGGACCGGCACAGGGGUCAUCAGCCCGAUAGGAGUCAGGAUCGGAGACAGCCCAAGAGGGCCAGAUCAUCUGGGUAUUUUGAGGAAUUUCGGAGUGGGCAGCCUCAGCAGCAGCAGCAGUCUAGCAGGCAUUCUUCCCAGCCGGCACAGAGCACACCUCCGCAGUUCUCAAGCAGGAGAUUUGAUAGCCCAGGGUAUUUAGGAGCAGGCCACAGCUCCGGGGUUUCAGGUUCGCGGGUAGACAGAAGUUCCGGUCAGACGAGGCCACCCAGGCCUCAGUGUUCUUAUUGUGGGAGAUACCACCCGGGAGAGUGCUACCGUGCUACAGGUGCUUGUUAUUCUUGUGGCCGCCAGGGCCAUACUGUGAGAGAGUGUCCGUAUAAGGGUAAUUUGGGAGGUCCAGCGCAGCCUACCGGAUUAGUCGCUGGGUCAUCGUCUCCUUCGAUAGCCAUGCGCCCUGCGGGGCAGGGUACGUCGACAUCAGCAAGCCGCGGCAGAGGUCGUGGCGGGGCUCCCAGUUCAAGCGGUCCUUCGAACCGCAUCUAUGCCUUGACUAGUCGACAGGACCCGGAGGCGCAACCAAACGCGGAUACAGGUAUACUAAUGUCUUUUUCGAAAUAUAAGUGUAUUAACAGAUUUAGCCUCUACUAUGUGAUAUAUUUUCCCCAAAAUGCUUACAAGACCCUAUAAGAUUAAUUUAACAUUCGAGGACGAAUGUUCUAAAGGGGGGGAGGAUGUUACAUCCCGUAUUUUUGAACGUCGGAUUAAUUGUAAGUUGAGGUGGGGCCCACACGUCAAGAUUUUUUUUGGGACAUGUGACAAAUUAUAUGAAUCACAUAUGUGAAGUUAAACACAACUCAAGAAGGACCCUUGGGCCAAAUCAAAGUGGAAGUCCUCCAAACGAAUAUUUUUAAGAAAACGUUUUCGGGUAACCUGACUUUGGGGGGCAAAAACGAUAUUAUAAGUUUGGAAUUUGGAAAAGUACCAAGAAAUAGAAGUUGUAGAUAAUUGAAUUAGCUUUCCAUCCAUAGGUCGUGGGUUCCCAGGUGACGUCGGUACAAGGAGAUAUGGACGUUUUAAGGCAGAAAGGUCAGUGGGCUAGGCCCAAUCCGAGCCCAACCGGGUUAGGCCCAUUACCCAUGUCCUUAUAAGUGCCAAUUUCGGCCUUCUUCAUCAUUUUAACACCAGGAACAACCAGAAAAUUCUGGAAAGAGAGAGAGGAGCUUUGGAGAGAAAAAAAAAACAAUUUUGACCAAAAUCCGAGCCCCGAAUCCCGAAGCCCAUGAAGGGAAAAGUGUUGUACGCUACGUUGUCUUCAAUUUGAGCUAAAAAUCAACCAAAGAGGAGAGUGAUGACGUGGUGGCUGCCUACUUAAGAUUCGGAGUGAAACGGGAUUUGAGUUUUGGCGAACGUAAGACGCAUAUAAGGUACCGACGACAGGUUUGCUGAGCCGUCCGCUUAGGAUCUUAUUCUCCUAUUUUGGAGCGCUCUCUUAUCCAGAGCCCAUCUUUUGGUAUAGUCUGUCACUACUGUAUAUAUAUAUAUAUAUAUAUAUUCUCGUUCAUGGGUAUGGCGGGGCCCUGUCCCGUCAUAUGAUUCUGUCGGUCUGUUUAGAGGUCUGUGGACAUGUUUGUGGGUUGGGAUCUUUCUGUACAGCUGUGUGUAUAUGUUGUGUUUGGGCGAUCCCAUUCGCCGCGGCGGCCGGUCCGCAUAUAUUUAAAUGUUACUCUGUUGGCCCUGUGUGGCCUUUGUUGGUAUUUCCUACGUGCAGGGUAUAUGGGAUAGUUCGUAAAACAAAGGAAACUCUGU